Molecule: messenger RNA, 1887 nt
Organism: Haliotis rufescens (red abalone)
Lineage: Eukaryota; Metazoa; Mollusca; Gastropoda; Lepetellida; Haliotidae
Product: baculoviral IAP repeat-containing protein 7-like
Exons: 3
Coding region: 130-1335 (401 amino acids)
Source: RefSeq, a predicted model, not a curated record
ACAUUGUAAGCUUAAAUACUGCAUCAAUGGCCGGUACCGACACUACCGUUACACUGACAGACAGCUGGACAGCUUGUGCUUGGAGCGGGAUUUCCAGGGAGGGUGAUUUCUCGCGACGUCUCGGGACAUAUGCUGCGUGGACGGGAAGAAAAGACAGGGACACCUUGGCGAAAGCAGGCUUCAUCUACACAGUAUGAUCGUACGGAUGCGAUGUCUACCAAGCUUGAUGUACGAGACCGCUGUCCCUUCCCCAGACGCACCCCAGACGAGAGUAGGGGAAGAAGGGUACGCAGCGGAUCACACCCCUACAGUAUCGGUGACAAGGUGGAGUGUGAACGCUGUGGUCUGAAGCUCCUCAACUGGACGGACACAGAUGACGCCCUACACGAACACGCCACCAGGAGGACUCACUGCCCCUUCAUCGUCUCCUUGUACCGGAAGCUGGGACAGACUCCGCCCCCAAAACAUCCCCAGUACCAACAUUUGCGGGCACGUCUAGACUCCUUCGUUGAUUGGCCGAGAAGAUAUGUGCCCAAAACUCCCGAGGAGUUGGCAGCAGCUGGCUUCUUUUACAUCGGGUCAGCUGACCGGGUCACGUGUUUCCAGUGUGGGAUAACUCUGAGAGACUGGGAGGAAGAACAUGAUCCUGUGGUCGAACAUCAGAGAUACUCGGAACACUGUCAGUUCAUCAACAAGACAGACCUGAACCAACUCGGAGUUGCUACGAGGACAGUUGAAGGAGAGAAGACCGAACAAUCUGAAGGUUCUCUGACAAAUGACGCGGGCAGACAGAACCCUUGUGAACCAUCUGGUGCAUGCCAAGAAGCCACUGGUGCUACAAACCACAUACAGGAUACGACAUCUACUGGUGCAUCUAACCAAAGACGAGUACCUGAAAAAGCUAAUAACCUAACAAGUCAGACAACGGAAAAAAGCGUGACCCUUCCUUUACUGUGGGCUGCAACAACGCCAUCUACACAGGCUGACAGAACGUACACUUCAGGAGACAAUGUUCCAUCUUCAAAACAAGGGGCAAGAAAGAAAAACACUCCUUCCACUCUUACAACUCUAACUUCUUCGGAUACAAAACUAGCCACAACAUCGUCGACUUCCCGCACUGAUCCUCCAAUGAGACCCUCGUCUCGGCGGUUGGCGGAGGAGAACAAGCUUCUGAAACAGAGACGCACGUGCAGGGUAUGCGAGAAGGAGAUUGUCAGUGAACUGUUCCUUCCCUGUGGCCAUCUGGUCACGUGCUCUGCUUGCGCACCUAAAGUGAAUGAAUGCAUCGUGUGCAAGAAAACAAUACUUGGGACGGUGACGGUGUUCAUCACGUAGCACAGGUUGUAAACUACAAUGAUUCCAUGACAAUAUGUAUUUGGGUAUCUGGACGAUCUUUAUUAAGGUGUGGAUGUGGUGCUUCUUACUUCAGGGAGCAUGUCAUACAAGUGUGUAUGCAUGUUUGCCCUGGGUGUUUGGAUCAUGCGAUAAUCAGGUUUAUUCAGAUAUGAUCAUCUACCUACGUGGACUUGCUGUAGUUUACAUGAAGCGCUUCUAUUUAUUUUUUUGCACAACGAAAAAUAUAUUUCUCAAAUACAUUAAGAUGGUGAUUCUUUUCAUUUGAAUCUGUGCUUUGUCAUAACGUCAGAAAACGUAUUUCUAAUCAGUUUACUCAAAUAUAUGGUUGGUAUAUAUAUCUUGUUACAAAUAAGGAUUGAAAUACAAAUAUCUCGAUGUAGAAAAGUUUAUUAUCAGUAUUGAGCAUGACGCUCUAUGUAAUGCUGUAAUUAACUUUCACCUUUGUUCAAUGGUAGUAAUUCCUCUCAGGAGCCAUGUAUUGCAUGUAUUGCUUAAAUUGUAUGUUUUCAUCAAAUAAAUCAUGCUGAUCAA